Triticum turgidum subsp. durum (durum wheat) is the source of this 525-nucleotide messenger RNA. The record is from the annotation of a GenBank genome assembly. Lineage: Eukaryota; Viridiplantae; Streptophyta; Magnoliopsida; Poales; Poaceae.
AUGGCGGAGGAACCGUCCGCCAAGCGUCAUCAUGCUGAGACAACGGACAAGAGCAACAACCUCAUCAACAUUCACACGUCGAACAAGAGCAGCAACCUCGUCGACAUUCACGUCCCCGGCGAGAAGCGCGAGUACACCAAAACGCUCAAAGGGGUUGAGCUCCACGGCAAGGAGACGCUGGAGAUCGUCUGCACCAGCAUACCAGACAAGGCCGACGAGGUGAUGAGCAGGCUCAGGAUGAAGGGCGGCGGCUUGUAUCCGAGCUUCAUCGGAGUUGAUAUGGAGUACACCAACCAAGAAGAACCUCCACAGAUGGCGGCAGUCCUGCAGUUGUGCGUCAAGGAACUCCGCUUGGUAUACCACAUCGCAGCAGCCACAAAAUGGCCCAAGCGCCUCAAAGACUUCCUACAGGAGGAGAAAUUGUACACAUUUGUCGGUUUCAGCAUUGGAGGUGACAAGCAGAUGCUGGAGAAGUCUGGUUUGGAAAUCAACCCCAACAACUUCAUCGACAUGCAGCGCAACUAG